Python bivittatus (Burmese python) is the source of this 4002-nucleotide messenger RNA. RefSeq lists its product as uncharacterized. Gene Ontology annotation, biological process: regulation of transcription by RNA polymerase II. Lineage: Eukaryota; Metazoa; Chordata; Lepidosauria; Squamata; Pythonidae. The record is from RefSeq and is a predicted model, not a curated record. Gene Ontology annotation, cellular component: nucleus. Gene Ontology annotation, molecular function: DNA-binding transcription factor activity, RNA polymerase II-specific; RNA polymerase II cis-regulatory region sequence-specific DNA binding.
CUUUUCUAUGGAAGCUGAGCAGUUCUGGAGGGUGGCAUCCAGAGCUACAGCUAUCCCCGUAGCUGGAACAUGGAAGACCCUGCAGUAGACAAAUUCCAAAAGGAAGGCCUUGCAUCACAAGAAGGACAUAAAGCUUCAGCUGGAAAGACCUACAACAGUAUGCCCUUCCAGAAUAUGGCUGAUGAACAUGGGGAAGUGUUGAUCAGAGGAAAUGAUGGGGGGGCACAACCAGUGCUGGAGGAAAGUUAUAUGUGCCAAGAUGUGGAAGACCAUCUUGGGAAUUCAGGGGGAAUGAAGGAGAAAGGAAACCUAAUCAGUGAAAGGAAUGAAUCUUUUGCUAAUUUGGACAUUGGUUUCCAUGAAAUUUCGGUCCAUCAAAACAUUCCAAGAGAAGGAAAAAGGCAUGAGGCUUCUACAUAUGUAGAAAGUUGGGAUGAGACAUCAGAUAUGAAAAUGUGUUGGAAAGUUCACACAGGAGAGAAACCAUUUAAAUGUGUUGAGUGUGGGAAGAGUUUUAGUAGGAGCUCAGAACUUAUUAGGCAUAAAAGAGUUCACACUGGAGAGAAACCAUAUGAGUGUCCAGAGUGUGGGAAGAGCUUCAGUCAAAGUAGAAACCUUACUUCCCACCAAAGGAGCCACACAGGAGAGAAACCUUACAAAUGCUUGGAGUGUGGAAAGUGUUUCAGUAACAGUGGCAUUCUUACUUCCCAUCAGAGAAGCCACACUGGAGAGAAACCCUAUAAAUGCUUAGAGUGUGGGAAGUGCUUCAGUCAAAGCGGCAUUCUUACUGCGCACCAAGCAAUGCACACUGGGCAAAAACCAUUUCCAUGCCUGGAAUGUGGUAAGAGGUUUCGCCAGCUCAUACACCUUACCUCUCAUGAGAGAAUUCACACAGGAGAAAAACCAUUUCAGUGCCUGGAGUGUGGGAAGAGUUUCCGUCAGCAUAUACAUCUUACUUCUCACAAAAGAACCCACACAGGAGAGAAACCAUUUCAGUGCCAAGAGUGUGGGAAGAGCUUCAGCCAGAGUUCACACCUGAUUCGGCAUGAAAGAACCCACACGGGAGAGAAACCAUUUAAAUGCCUCCUGUGUGAAAAGAGCUUUGGUCAUAGCUCUGAACUUGUUCGGCACGAAAGAACCCACACAGGGGAGAAGCCAUUUAAAUGUCCGGAGUGUGAGAAGAGCUUCAGUCGCAGCUCUGAACUUAUUCGACAUAAAAGAAUCCACACAGGGGAGAAGCCCUAUAAAUGCUUGGAGUGCAACAAGAGCUUCAUCGAUAGCACAAACCUUAUUAGGCAUCAGAUAAGCCACACAGGGGAGAAACCAUACAAGUGCCAGGAAUGUGGGAAAUGCUUCAGUCAGAGCAGAAGCCUUACUGCACAUCAGCGGAUUCACACAGGUGAGAAGCCCUUUAAAUGCCAGGAGUGUGGGAAAUGCUUUAGUCAGAGUGGAAUCCUUACGGCGCAUCAAGGGAUGCAUACAGGACAGAAACCCUUCAAAUGCCUGGAGUGCGGAAAGAGGUUUCGUCAGCACAUCCACCUGACAUCCCACCGAAGAAUCCAUACAGGUGAGAAGCCAUUUAAAUGCCUGGAGUGCGGAAGGAGCUUUCGUCAGCACAUACACCUUACCUCUCACAAAAGGAUCCACACUGGGGAGAAACCUUUCAAAUGUCAGGAGUGUGGCAAGAGUUUUAGUCACAACUCCAUUCUUAUUUCUCACGUGAGAACCCACACCGGCGACAAGCCCUUUAAAUGUUUGGAGUGUGGAAAAAGCUUUACUUGGAGCACCCUCCUGAUCAGGCAUGAACGAACUCACACAGGGGAGAAACCUUUUAAAUGCCAAGAGUGUGGCAAGGGCUUUAGUGAGAGCUCACUUCUUAAUAAGCACCAGAGGCGUCAUGCUGGGGAAAAACCAUUCAAAUGUUUGGAGUGUGGAAAGAACUUUUUUUCCAGUACGCUCCUUAUUCGACAUCAGAGGAUUCACACAGGAGAGAAACCGCUGAAUGUUUGGAAUGUGGAAAAUGCUUCAAUUGAACCUCGGAAAUUGUUUGAGAUAAAAGAAUUUGAAGAGGAGAAAAUUCUUAGUCGUGAUCAGAAUGCGGCAAAAGUUGUCAUGCCAUAAGUCUAGCAAUUAUUUACCAAAAUUUAACAGAGCAAGGAACCAUAACUAUUCUUUUAAUGGAAAAAAGUGUUUCUGUCUUAGCACUGUAUCAUUUCUCAUCAGGAAAUUCACAAGAGGCAAUAUGGAGCAGAAGUACACAAAGUAGGGCAGGAUAGGAAUAUAUUUCUAGGAAACUUUUGCCUAAACCAUCAUAAAUCUGUCAUCUUGUCUAGGUGCUCUUGACUUCCUUGAAGAGUUAGAGUAAAUUGAAGAGACUUACUAAUUUAAUUCUUAUGAUUAAAGUAUAUUUCUUAAUCACUUCAACUAAGACUCUCUAGGUAUUCACAAAGUGAACAUAUGUGAUACAACACUUUUCUGCACUGCUUCUCCUUAUACAGAAGUCACUCCUUUGGCAUUUCUGUUCUUUUUCAUGUUUUUUAAAUUAAUUUGGAAAAGUAUUGGGCUAGGGCCUGAUUGCUAUUCAUGUCCUAAAGUUUAGUACAGUGGAAAAGACUUAUUCAUCUGUUGGAGCAAAAACGAGAAGAGCAUUGUUGAAAGGACCACUACAUUUAAUGGUCCUGAACUUUUUCUACAUAAGAGAUGACUUAUAUUGCAUGUUUAAAUGUUGUGUAUGCUGCUCAUAAGCUAAGUCCCAGACAGGUAAGGCUCAAACUUUUUUUUUUUUUUGCACCAAUGGAGAAAUCAUGAAUGACAAAGAAUGCAAAGAAGGGAAACUAUUGUCAUGGGUGCACCAGUGAGAAACUUAGAUACAGCCAUUCUGAUCUCUUUCCAAGAAGAAGAGGAAAGGUGUGGCUCCAUCCAUCUGAUGUUAGGUGCCAUUUUGUGACUGAAUUACAUAACAACACCAGGCAUCCUUAACAUUGCUCAUGUUACAUUAACAUCCAGAACUCUUUGAACCAAUGUUGGGAAAUGUGGCCCUGUCGACUGUUAUGCUUUUCAUUGUGGCCAGAUAGGAAAUUGCAGCUCAAAAGGGGCAUUUUGGAGGGACAGCCGUGCCUCUUCUGUCCUUCAGUUUUCCUCAGUGUGAUUUGCCUUAGCAAGGAGGCAGACACUUAUUGGAACAUCGGCUUCCUGAUUGGCUUCCUGCGCACCCAGGCUUUUUCCCAUUGGCUGCCCCAGUGUCAUUCUGAACCAAAACUGAAAGGGCCUGGAAUUGGCAGGUGCCUCCCUUAAACUCCUGCCAUUUCCUUCAAAUCUAAUCCCUACAAGGGAGAACCUUAUCAAACCUUGAACACGAAUAUCUAUUGUCAGCUUCUCUGUGUUUUAUCUAUUGCAAAGGAACAAUUUGUUAAGAUGUGAGCGUGGAUGGGAUAUUUUACCCCAAGAGGAGGGGCAUCCUUAAAAUGGGCUUAAUCAGUAAUUUAAAUUUGCUAUUUAAGUAGCUACACAUCCAUUAGAAAAAAAUAUUUUCCUUAUGCAAGUAUAUUUUGGGGUGGAAUGCUGUCUUAGUGAUUUUUUUCAUCUGCCAAAUGGGUGAAGAUUCCAGAUGUCUACCCAAUUUUUUCAAGGACAUCCUCAAAGAGGGUAAAACAUGUCAAAAUGGUGGCUGCAAUUUAAGCCCCACCCCUUUUAAACAUACAUUGUGCAUGUGAUACAUAUAAAAAGGGUGGGGCUUUCUUUGCACCACUGUGGCCACCAUCUUGGCUUUUUUUACCUCUCCUGUGGGCAUCCCUGCCCAGGAGAUACAUUGCUCACACUAUUUAACUGGUUUUCUGUUAGCUGGCUAAAACUUUUCUGCUUCAACAAGCAAUUAUUUCCCCAGGCAGGAUUCUUUGUUGUUGUUGUUGUUCUUUUUUGUGUGUUUGUUUUUAAUGUUAAUCCUUCAUUUCAGAAUAUUUUUAUCUGUUUCUGUUUUUAUUGUUCAAUGGGAUUUUGUUAAUA